Messenger RNA from Misgurnus anguillicaudatus (oriental weatherfish), 3205 nucleotides. RefSeq names its product zinc finger CCCH-type containing 12B (gene zc3h12b). Gene Ontology annotation, cellular component: nucleus; cytoplasmic ribonucleoprotein granule. Lineage: Eukaryota; Metazoa; Chordata; Actinopteri; Cypriniformes; Cobitidae. The record is from RefSeq and is a predicted model, not a curated record. Gene Ontology annotation, molecular function: mRNA binding; metal ion binding; RNA endonuclease activity.
AUGGUUUUGGAGCUCGCCGCGCCCGCCGGUGCAGGCCCUGCGCUCCAGCGCUGCAUCCCGCACAUCCAGCGGGUUUUCCGAGUCAAAGUGAGCUGCAGCACCGCCGAGUCCAGCUGCGACAACCCCGACGCCAGCUCCAGUAUUAUUGUAAACAUCGAGGACGGCAAGGAAGAAGAUUGCACUAAAGCUAAAGACUACAUUGUGUCCCUGAUCAGUCCUGUACAUAAGCACAGAGAGCGUUUGACGCUUUGGCUUCAGCGGCGUCUACAUUCCCUACGUGCAGCUAUUGAGUAUGAAAGUUGCGCCGUGGUGCAGGUGAGGGACCAUGCACUGGAGCUUCAGGGAGGUCAUGCGCAGGUAACGGCUGCAUGCGCUAUGCUGCAGCGCCUCAAGAUGGAGCACCGCGGCUGCCGCGACCCCCAGCCCUCGCCUGCCGUUGCCGGUCACGACACUCCAGAAGAAGAGGAAGAGGAGGACGAAGAAGCUGGAGAAGAGGGAAGCAGUUCGGAGAGUGAAGGAGAAGCAAGGCAACAGAGUGGGGAUUCGAGCGGAGGGUUCGGCACAGCAGGGUCAGGAGAAGGAGGAACAGGAAGGAGACGAGAUCCGCUCAUCGCAACCAAACCUCACCGACAGCUAUGUCGCUCACCCUGUUUGGACCGCCCUAGCUUCAGCCAGAGCAGCACCUUCCAGGAGUUACGCUCGGAUGACACGCGCAGCGAACCCUCGCAGAAGGCGCCCUCACUCGCACCAUUUACAUCUGCAGCCCCGCCAUCUUCACGACAAACCAGCGAUCGAGACUACCAAACCAAAAUGGACUUUGCUCUGAAACUCGGCUACUCUGGAGAUCAGGUAGAGUCUGUGCUGGGUAAACUGGGGUCCAGUGCAUUAAUCAAUGAUGUGUUGGCCGAACUGGUGCGGCUGGGGAAUAAAGGAGAACCAGAGAGCCAGGGAGGAGCGGGCACUGCCAGUUUAGUACCGCGGUCAACGGGAGCCAAAGAAGCGGUGAGCCCUGAGGCAUCGCUGGAGGAGGACACACCCGACACGUAUGACAACCUCAGACCAAUUGUGAUUGAUGGAUCCAAUGUUGCCAUGAGCCAUGGAAACAAAGAGGUGUUCUCAUGCCUGGGCAUCCAACUGGCUGUUGAUUGGUUCCUGGAGAAGGGCCACAAAGACAUCACAGUCUUCGUCCCAGCAUGGCGGAAAGAACAGUCAAGACCUGACGCACCUAUCAAAGAUCAGGAGAUCCUACGGAAGUUAGAGAAGGAAAAGAUCCUGGUAUUCACUCCGUCUCGCAGAGUCCAGGGCCGACGAGUGGUUUGCUACGACGACCGCUUCAUUGUUAAGCUAGCCUGCGAUUCGGAUGGCAUCAUUGUGUCCAAUGAUAACUACAGAGACCUGCAGAACGAAAAGCCGGAGUGGAAGAAAUUUAUAGAGGAGCGACUUCUUAUGUACAGCUUCGUCAACGACAAGUUCAUGCCUCCUGACGAUCCUUUAGGCAGACACGGACCCAGUCUGGAAAAUUUCCUUCGCAAGCGACCAGUCGUUCCAGAACAUAAGAAGCAGCCGUGUCCUUAUGGUCAGUACAGCAAAAGUAAAAAGUGCACAUAUGGUCACAAGUGUAAGUACUACCAUCCUGAGAGAGCCAAUCAACCACAACGGGCAGUCGCAGACGAGCUUCGAGCCUUCGCCAAACUCUCUGCUGUAAAGACAAUGAGCGAAGGAGCGCUUGUGAAAUGUGGCACCUUGGGUGCAGCUUCCAAGGGUGACACUAGUUCGGAAGCGAAGCGAGUGGCACCCAAACGCCAGUCUGACCCCAGUAUUCGGUCCGUCGCAUGUGAACAGGAAGAGAGACUCUGCCCUGCGCGGAAGGCCGAGGCAAACUCGGUUCCGUCUUUGGUGUCAGCGCUUAGCGUUCCGACCAUGCAACCGACAAAAAGUCAUGCGGCGGGAGCUCUGAACACACGUUCGGCAAGCAGCCCUGUUCCAGGGUCUCUGCACUUUACCCACAGCUCACUGGAGCAUGCGGGCAGUGUCCAGUACCCCCCCAUCCUGGUCACCAAUAGCCAGGGUGCCUCAGUUGCAUACGGUGAGCCUUUCCCCAAGUAUGAUUCUGUGGUAAGUGACCACGGCUACUAUUCCAUGCUCAGUGACUUUUCCACCAUCAGCCUCCAAGACAGUUUCUGCAGUCUGGAGCAGCCAGAACCCGUAGGGGUCAGCGGGGGCUAUCCCGGCAGAGCCCCCAGCAUGUGCCCGGAACCCAGCCGAAGCCAUUCGUCAGAUUCCUUCUCGUCUUACAGCGGAGAGAUGUACCUCAACUCAAUGGAGGGGAGCCUGGAUGACAGCAUGAAAGGGCCACAGACGCAACCUUCUGCGCAAACGCGCCUUCAAGCCUUUGCUCACGGUUUCCAUCACGAGGGCUUGACGCGUGUGCAGAGCUACGGUACGGAUGAACCCAAACCAGGACCUCGCAAACAGACGUCGGCUCACCUGGCACCCCACUCCCAGCAUCCAGUUGUCGGAGCCCGAUCUAGCUGCCCUGGAGACUACCCUCCGCUUUCUCAGAACGUGUUGCCUUCAGCCAGCCCUGCACAACCGGGACGCUCUUUAGGCAUGACGCGCAUGGACAGCAUCUCGGACUCACGACUCUACGAGAGCAACCCGCUGCGGCAACGCAGACCACCUCUUUGCAGAGAGCAGCAUGCUAGCUGGGACCCUCUGCCAUACAGUAACGAACCGUACGGUUACGGAGGUUACGGUUUAACAGGAGGCCUUAUGCCUUGCUGCGAGAGGGUGAUGGUCCGCAGCAUGCCAGAGAAGAUGGAACAGAUAUGGAGGUCCCCAUGGGAUAGCUUGCCACCUUUUACGUCCGCCUCUCGUGGGCUAAUGGGGGACCCCCAAGAGCGGCACCCUAUUCCAGAACACCAGUUUCAAACGUACCGAAAUCUCUGUAACAUCUUCCCUGCAUAUGUGGUCCAUUCAGUCAUGGAGAAGAACCCUCACAUGACCGAUCCCCAGCAGCUGGCUGCCGUCAUAGUCACUAAACUACGUUCGUGCCACUAAGCACAUCACGAAAGGCUGCUAACGAAAACACAGAAUAUACUUAUAGAUAGGUGAAUGAGAAAUGCUUUGAAUGCCUUGGGUCGUUUGGUUUAGGUCUGAACAACCAGCUAUCUCCAAUACUUAAAGGAGUAGUUCACCAAAAUAA